AGCUUCUUUUAACUUUGUUCUACUUGUUCUCGUACAAAAAUGUCUCCAUGAUGUAAGUGAAAUGAGUUGGGCGUGAGUGCACUUCCCCAAGAUUGCAUGAUCCAGGCUUACUAGUUCCGGAAGACAGACAAGGAUGAUGUGUUUGAGCCAGAUAUGUAAGGCGAAGUCGACACAACAGCAACGAAAGGCGUGAAGAGUCCAAAAGAACAAGGGCGGAAAAACGUCAGAUCGCUUCAGCUAGUCGACACUGGCGAAGUUUCUAGACCUCAAUGUCGUGCCAGAAUUGGGAGCUUUCUCUCCAUGACCUAUAUCCUUAAAUCACCGAAGGUUUCGGAGAAAUUUCCCAAUUCGAGACUAAGAUCCAGAGCAAGAAGUUGUGACUCUACACCAGAUCCAUCAAGCAACAAUGGCGAAAGUUCCUGCAGUUGGCAUUGAUUUGGGCACCACCUACUCGUGCGUGGGUGUGAUGCAACAUGGAAAGGUGGAAAUCAUCGCCAAUGAUCAGGGAAAUCGAACCACUCCGUCCUAUGUGGCAUUCACCGACACGGAAAGACUGAUCGGUGAUGCCGCCAAGAAUCAGGUGGCCAUGAACCCAUCGAACACCAUUUUCGAUGCUAAGCGACUGAUUGGACGGAAAUUCGACGAUGUCACCGUUCAACGCGACAUGAAGCAUUGGCCAUUCACCGUGAUCAAUGAAGGCACCAAGCCCAAGAUCCAAGUGGAAUACAAGUGCGAAAACAAAACCUUCACGCCCGAAGAAGUCUCGUCCAUGGUCCUGACCAAAAUGAAAGAGACCGCCGAGGCCUUUCUUGGAACAACCGUCAAAGAUGCUGUGGUGACCGUUCCGGCCUAUUUCAACGACUCUCAACGACAAGCCACGAAGGAUGCGGGUGUCAUCUCUGGGAUGAAUGUCCUUCGGAUCAUUAACGAGCCCACAGCCGCUGCCAUUGCCUACGGCUUGGAUAAGAAGAAGGGCUCUUCUCAAGAGAGCAAUGUCCUCAUCUUUGAUUUGGGUGGGGGUACCUUUGAUGUGUCCAUCUUGACCAUUGAAGAUGGGAUCUUUGAGGUCAAGUCCACGGCUGGAGAUACUCACUUGGGUGGUGAGGAUUUCGAUAACCGCAUGGUUGAUCACUUCAUCAAGGAGUUUCAAAGGAAACACAAAAAGGAUAUCACAAGUAAUAAGAGAGCGGUCCGAAGACUGAGAACUGCUUGCGAGAGGGCCAAGAGAACAUUAUCGGCAUCAGCUCAAGCUAAUAUUGAAAUCGACUCUUUAUUUGAUGGCGUUGAUUUCUAUACUUCUAUGACUCGAGCAAGAUUUGAGGAGCUCUGCUCUGACUUGUUUCGAGGAACUUUGGAGCCUGUGGAAAAAUCCCUGAGGGACGCCAAAAUGGACAAAUCGGCCAUUCACGAUAUUGUUCUUGUUGGAGGAUCCACCCGAAUCCCUAAAAUUCAGAAACUUCUUCAGGAUUUCUUCAAUGGCAAAGAGUUAAACAAGAGCAUUAACCCUGACGAGGCUGUAGCCUAUGGAGCUGCUGUUCAAGCUGCCAUUCUCUCCGGAGACACUUCUGAGGCAGUGGGCGACCUCCUGCUAUUGGAUGUGGCACCGUUGUCACUGGGCAUUGAAACCGCCGGAGGAGUGAUGACCACUCUGAUCAAGAGGAAUACGACCAUUCCCACUAAGCAAACUCAAGUCUUCACCACCUACUCUGAUAAUCAACCCGCCGUGACCAUCCAGGUCUACGAAGGGGAACGUGCCAUGACCAGAGACAAUCACUUGCUGGGCAAGUUCGACCUCACCGGAAUUCCCCCUGCUCCUCGGGGAGUGCCUCAAAUUGAGGUCACUUUUGAUAUUGAUGCCAAUGGCAUUCUUAAUGUUUCUGCUUCGGACAAGUCCUCCGGAAAACAAGAGAAGAUCACCAUCACCAAUGAUAAGGGUCGAUUAUCCAAGGAGGAAAUCGAGAAGAUGGUCAACGAUGCUGAAAAGUACAAGGCUGAGGAUGACCAACAAAAGGACCGCAUCACAGCCAAGAACAACCUGGAAUCUUACUGCUUCAACAUGAAAUCCACUAUCGAAGACGCUCAGCUCAAGGAGAAGCUCUCCGAUGCGGAUAGGAAGACCAUUGCCGAUAACUGUGAAGAGGCCAUCCGUUGGUUGGAUAGCAAUCAAACCGCUGACAAGGAAGAGUACUCGGAUAAACAGAAAGAGAUCGAGGGCAUUUGUAGUCCCAUCAUUAAGAGGCUUUAUGAGCAAGCGGGUGGCGCUCCACAAGGAAUGCCGGGUGCUCCUCAAGGGGCUCCCCAAGGAGCACCAGGACCAACUGUGGAAGAAGUCGACUAAGGAGAAAUUAGCUAUUUGUUGACGAUUAGCAUCAAUAUACGUUCAAAGUAAAAAAAUAAAUAAGGCACCAUG
Tigriopus californicus is the source of this 2410-nucleotide messenger RNA. Its product is annotated as heat shock 70 kDa protein cognate 4-like. The coding region runs from base 407 to 2338 and encodes 643 amino acids. Gene Ontology annotation, molecular function: misfolded protein binding; heat shock protein binding; ATP-dependent protein folding chaperone. The record is from RefSeq and is a predicted model, not a curated record. Gene Ontology annotation, cellular component: cytoplasm; plasma membrane; nucleus. NCBI's taxonomy places the organism in Eukaryota, Metazoa, Arthropoda, Copepoda, Harpacticoida, Harpacticidae. Gene Ontology annotation, biological process: cellular response to unfolded protein; protein refolding; vesicle-mediated transport. The transcript has a single exon.